This is a messenger RNA of Pogonomyrmex barbatus (red harvester ant), 3704 nucleotides long. It is a transcript of the gene rha, whose product is annotated as protein rha. Gene Ontology annotation, biological process: interkinetic nuclear migration; positive regulation of centriole elongation. The record is from RefSeq and is a predicted model, not a curated record. Lineage: Eukaryota; Metazoa; Arthropoda; Insecta; Hymenoptera; Formicidae. Gene Ontology annotation, cellular component: centrosome.
UUUCUUGAUCGAAAAUUUUCUAUUUUCUUCACUGUUUCUACUUUCUUAGACACACCAGUUUUUUGCAAUUUCUUAAUAUAAUAAUUUAAUUAUUUUAUUAGCAAUUAAAAAUAAAUAUUUGGUUUUUUCUUGCGUCCUUGCGGUAUCUAUAUUACAAGUUAUCUUAAAUUAUCCAACAUUAAAACAUGAAAAAAUUAUCAAAAGUUACUAUCAAAAGUUCCACUUAACCAAGUAUAUACAUAUUUUCGUGGCAUUCGUGCAAUGCUAGCAAAUUUUAAGUAACACUUACUCUAAACGCACCUUAACUAAGCGAAGAACUGGAAUGACGUUGGUGCAAUCGGGCCUUAGUUAUUUAGUUGCCACAUAGAAAAUAUAUCGACGAAUCACGACAAACGACAUGAAACGGCAUCCAAUUGCAUCGCUCCGUGUUUAUCAAAUGAAUUUUACAAUUCAUAGACGAAUUUCAUCCUGCUUGAUCGGAAUUCUGUACAUGUCCACUGACAACUGUCGAUGUCGUUAACUAAUGACAGCCAAUAGCAAGGACGAUCUUGGAAAAAAGCGCAGCUGUCAUUGGCUGUCGUUAGUUAACGAUAUCAAUAGUCGGUAAGCGAGAACCCCGAAACUUCUUGAUCGGCUUACUCCUUGGUGCAAAAAAUUGCAUCACGUGUGUGAAUUCGUGUUUAUUGCAAGCCGUUUCCAUAGUAACGGCUUUAUAUCGCGAGUCGUGGGAAGUAUGUAACGUUCGUGCCUUAUACAGUGCGUGAUAUUUACCGAAUCUAUUUUUUAUUUGUAUAUAAUAUUUUAAAAAAUUCGACGAGAUGACUGAGACGAUUGAAUGGAAUAUGAAAAUUAUUUUGAGCAUAAAAGAAGGAAAGAAUUUUGAUCAAGUUUUCCAACCGACAUUAUUGAUUGGAACUUUGAAUGGGUAUUCCUUAGAAAGUCACAAAAUUGAAGCAUGUCCAAAUCCACAGUAUAAUUCAGAUCUGAUUUGGAUAACCAAUAAAACAGCAGUCAAAAAAAUGCGAUCAGAGCAAACUUCAUUAAAAUUAGAAUGCUUUGCUCUUAAGAGCAAUGGCAAAGAGCGAAUCGGAUAUGUUAUGCUAAAGUUACGUUCUGCACAAGUAAUAUCUCAUAAGGAUGGAUGUGUAAGUCCUGCAGCAAAUUGGUUUAAAUUGUUGGGGUUAAGAAAGGAUUUUAAAAUGCAAAAACCUAAGUUGCUUAUUGCUUUAAAGAUCGAAGAAACUAAGGAUAUAAUUGUAGAUCCAGUCACAGAGGUAGAAUAUUUCACGAUAGAUAAUAAUAUUAUUUUACGAAGUGAUGAAAUAAUCCCUUACAUAUAUCCUGAUGAGCAAUUAAUUCAAUUGGGACCUCUAAGUCAAUGUUAUGAAUUAUUCAUGCUAAAUAUUACAGCUACGUGUACAAGAAGUUUAGAUGCAUUGUUAGCUGAAUACUCAAACAAGUACAAUUCUGUAUGUUUCUCAUAUCAAAUUUUGAAAAACAGCAUAGAGCUUAAACCACUCAAUUUAGAAUCUAAGACACCUUAUGUUCUUGAGAAAGUAGUGGUGAGAAUACGAAGCUCUUUGAGUGUCUUAAAACAUUAUCUAAGAUUAAACCCAGAUUUAUUAAUAUUUUUGAUGCAAGGAAAUAAUGUAAUAGCAAAAUCAUCAGUUAAUCUGCAAUCGUUAAUACCUGUGGAUAAUCUGCAAGAAUUUCUCGAAUGCACUGGGAAUGCGACUACCACUUUAUACGAACAAUGUUUUUUGAACAAACAAAAUUCAACGGAGAAACUUGUUGAAAACCAACAUGAAAAACCAUAUAUUAAUUUGCAAAUUAAAUUGGAAUAUAUUGGAAACAAGACAAACAUAUUGAACUUUGAUACAGCAACGAACUACAACAAAUGCAUAACAUAUUUCCCUCAAUGUAAUAAAAAAAAUAUGGAUAACAUCGUACGGCAAUGUCCAGCGAUUGAGUCUGACAAAAAUCCUAAUGAUGAUUUUAAAAACAAUUUGAAAAAGGAUUCAAAUAAACUAAAAUAUAAAAUGGAAUUUAACGAUGAUGAAUAUUUCAAAUGGCAAAGACUAAGAUAUAAAGUGCUUGAGUCAUGCAUAAAUAAAAAUGACUCGCUCGUCAAUCAUUAUAAUAAAAAUUACAAUGACAGGAUAAAUGUAAGCUCUUAUAAUUGCUACCGCCUACAAAUCAAGCUUGUAACAAUAGCAUUGGUAUCUCCAAAACUAUCUGGACGACAAAUUGAAUUUCGAUUUCAUCAUCCAAUAGCUGAGGCUAUCACGUCAAGCGAAUGCACGACAAUAGAGUCAUGUGAUAUGAAAUUUGAUCUAGAUAUUGAAUGUCCAUUUUAUUUUAUAUCCGAACCAGAUAAAAUAAGACAAUUAUUACGAUAUUCACCGAAGAUUAGUAUAUAUGAUGUAAACGAAACGAAUAAAUUAUUAUCACAGCUAGUGCUUGAUGUAAAACCAUUGUUUGAUUCAGUUAAGCCCAAAUGUGAAUAUACAUUAUCUGUGUUCGAUACAGACGAUAAAAAAAUUGCUGAAAUGGACGUUAUGCUUAUAUUAUACGAUAUUGGACCGCUUCCUGUUUUAACGAUAGAUAAUAUAAUUAAUAACAAUACAGGCUUACCGAUGUUACAUGAUAAUUUGGUAUAUGACAUAGUGGACGAGCUCGAAACGUGGAAGGAACGCCAAAAGGAAAUAUUUAAAACCGAGCUCAAAAAAAAGGAAGAACGACAUUUAAACAUGUUGAGCGAGGAGUGGCAUAAGUACAAAGAAAAUCUGGAAUCAAAUUUUGCAUUUAAUGUUGAGAAAUGUAAAAUGUUAACCAACAGUUUGAGCAAUGCUAGUGAAGCUUUAAAAAGGUGCAAAACAAAGAUGUGUAAAUAUGAGUCUAGAUUGCAAUCGACAGACGGAGAGUUGCAACGAAGAUACACAGCCAAGAUGCACAAAUUUAAGAAUAUGUUGCAUGCUACGCAACAAAAUUUUAAAGCAAAGGUCACUGAGUUUGAGAAGAAAAAAAUUAGCUUAGAAGAUCGAAUAAAGACAUUAGAGCAUGAUAAUGCAAAUAUAAAAUUAUUGUUAAAAAACCGGAUUGAUGAAUCAUCAAAAUAUCAAAUGAAUCAAUUUCAAAUGUAUACAAUGCAAAACAUGAAAAUUCUCGAGGAACAAUUAAAACAGGCUAUGAAAUCGAAAGAAGUUUAUAAAGAGUUAUGGAACGACGAAAUUAAUGCAAGACGCACACUAAAAUCGGACUAUCAACAAGCUAUAGAAUCUCAAAUAGAGAAAAAUAAGGAAGAAUUGAAUGUUUUGAAAAUGCAGGCAGAUCUAUGUUUAAUGGCAAAAGAUAUGUAUGAUGAUAAAAUUUGUUUAUCGUCUAUGGAAUUUAAGAUGCCAUUUGUCACUUCGGAAGAAAUCAGCAAUCAAACUUGAUUGCUGAAAAUAUGAUUUUUGACACGGCGUUUAUUGAAAUAUUUGUUGCAAUAAUAUAACUAUUUAUGAUCAAUCAAAGGAAACUGAGUAUUACUUGAAUGAGGAAUAAUAAAUGAAAUGAAUAAGUAUAUGUAAAAAAUGUUGAAAUGAAUAAAUAUAUGUAAUUUCCUUUUAAAAGUCAGAAAUUAUACAAGUAAUGAUGAUGAUAGAGAAUUUAUUUCCUAGCCUAGCUUUUUUCAAGUGGCAUUCAAUCUUUGUACACGAAAA